AGGACGUUUUGGAAAACUUUCAUCCGGAUAACGGGGCUGUCUAUAUAAUUAAUGAAAGUCCCAAAUUAUAAGAACUGAGUUGGAGGGAGGAGGGAACUCUUUCCUACCAAAGUCUAUUUUUAAAUGCUUCCUUUUAAACACAUUAUACUGUAAGGUAGACAGGGAUAUUAAAUUCGGGUCAGCUCUUAAACCGAAACAGACACAAGACUUCGGAAACGCUGUCAAAGAUGGAGCGAACACAAUAUGCCGGGAGGUUUCCGUGUUAGACCACAAACUUCACUUUACGCACACGUAAAGGCGGAACGCAAUUUCAGCGGGAACAGUGUCACUGCCGGACCCGAAGUCGAAGGCCGCCUUCCCUAUUGCGCAGGCGCAGCACCACCAACUCUGCAUGGAAGUAGAGGCUCUGCUGUGUGUGGUGGUGGCGGUGCUGGCAUGUGGCUUACUCUGGGUUUGGGACUCAGCAGGAAGAAUGGAGACUCCCAGGCAGGCGGGCUUGCUGGAAGUCGGAAGCCGGGCCCUCCUGGUGAUCGCGCACCCGGAUGAUGAAGCCAUGUUCUUUGCUCCCACAGUGCUAGGCUUGGUCCGCCUGAAGCACCAGGUGUCCCUGCUCUGCUUCUCUGCAGGAAAUUACUACAAUCAAGGAGAGAUUCGAAAGAAAGAACUUUUGCAGAGCUGUGAUGUUUUGGGGAUUCCAUCUUCCUGUGUAAUGAUUAUUGACAACAGGGAUUUCCCAGAUAACCCAGGAGUGCAGUGGGACACAGAGCUUGUGGCCAGCGUUCUCCUCCAGCACAUAGAAGUCAAUGAUAUCAACCUGGUGGUGACUUUCGAUGCAGGGGGCGUCAGUGGUCACAGCAAUCAUGUUGCUCUGUAUGCAGCUGUGAGGGCCCUGCACUUAGAAGGGAAGUUCCCUGAAGGGUGUUCCGUGCUCACGCUUCAGUCUGUGAACGUGCUGCGUAAGUAUCUCUCCCUCCUGGACCUGCCCUGGUCUCUGCUAUGUACCAAGGAUGUCCUUUUUGUGCUCACCAGUGAAGAAGUGGUACAGGCCAAGAAAGCUAUGUCCUGCCACCGCAGCCAGCUCCUCUGGUUCCGCCACCUCUACGUUCUGUUCUCCAGGUACAUGAGAAUCAACUCACUACAAUUUCUCUGAAGCCUUGAAGAGUUUUCAGAUCUAAGGAACAAAGAGAAGAAACAGACCAGGGGCCUGGCUUAGAGAUGGCCCGGGGAGAUGCAGCUAAGCAGCCUCUGUAGAAGGGAGGCCAUGUAGGCCCACUCAUGGGUCACCCAAACUUGGCUUCAUCAGGGGCCCAGGACAUAUGGGGGGACCCCACAGGACCAGAAAUAAACUAACCCAAGGAUAAUAAUAGGUGCUAGCUUCUGAAGUUCUUGUGAAAACGAAUUUGCAUAAUGAUAGAGCCUGGGCAGGCUGCUAUUAUCAUAAAUGAAUGUAAAGGUGCUCUAAAAACACUUCGCAGAUGUGAUUUUUAUGUUGUUUCCAAAGUAGGCUGUGUUAAUCUGUUUCUUUUGCUAUAACUGGAUACCACAGACUGGAUAAUUUAUAAAGAAUUGAGGUUUAUUUAGCUCACAGUUCUGGAAGCUGGGACAUCCAAGAGCAUGGUAGUGGCUGGCAUCUGCUCACCAGUUGGUGACAGCUUCUUUCUUUAUCGUAUAAGGCAAGGGUUCAACAUGGUGAGACAAAGCCACCCCUACUCCAACCCACUAAUCCACCAAUGAUCCAGUCACUUACCAAAAGUACAGUCUCUCAGCACUAAUGCAUUAAGGACCAAAUCUCUACACGUGAAUUCCAGGGGGAACACCCAAACCAGAGCACAGGUUCCCAAAAACAUAUACACACAAUAUAAGUCUUUAUUCAAUUAUCUCAACUAUAAUUCCUUCGAUUUUUCUUUGUCCCUGCUUAUCAGAACUUGAAUCAAGGGAGACCAUGCUUUAUCACCAUGGUGGGCACUGAUACAUACAGAGAUGAUUACGUGGGUCCUCCCUCAAGGAACUUACAAGCUCUCAGUCUUUUGGGAGAAGCAGGAAAAAGG
Molecule: messenger RNA, 2048 nt
Organism: Castor canadensis (American beaver)
Lineage: Eukaryota; Metazoa; Chordata; Mammalia; Rodentia; Castoridae
Gene: Pigl
Product: phosphatidylinositol glycan anchor biosynthesis class L
Cellular component (GO): endoplasmic reticulum
Molecular function (GO): N-acetylglucosaminylphosphatidylinositol deacetylase activity
Source: RefSeq, a predicted model, not a curated record